AUGAUAUUUGGAUAUUGGAAUUUCAGCUCAAAAACUGAGCAUUCUGUUUUGGCCAUUUUCAGGAGACGAUAUCAUCGAAUUGAAGCGACAUCUUCGAGUCUGCCAAAUUUGGAAAAUCUCAGGGUACUUGUACUUGAUGGUAAUAGCCUGUCUGGUCACUUGCCUUCAACUAUUGGCCUUCUAACUGGCCUUAUUGAGCUAUCACUGCAAGAAAAUUCUUUCUCCGGGAAUCUUCCUUCGGAACUUGGAAAUCUUUUAAAAUUGGAAUCUCUUGAUCUUAGUAAAAACUCCUUCUCUGGGGUCCUCCCUUCAAGUUUGGGUGAACUUACUAGCCUCUUGUUCUUUGAUGCCAGUCACAACAAACUUAGUGGUCCUAUCUUUUCUGGGUUCGGAAAUUUAACAGACCUUAGAAAGCUUGAUCUCUCUGGAAACUCCAUAACUGGACCCAUACCAGUGGAUAUUGGGAAACUGAUAAAUUUAACUUCAAUUGUUUUGGAAGACAACAGGAUUACUGGAGUAAUACCAUCAUCUAUAAGCAAUCUCAGGGAACUUCAGGUGCUUAACAUUCAGAACUGCAGACUUACGGGUGCGAUUCCUAAAGAAUUGACCGAGCUAUCUAAUUUGAUAUACCUGAACAUAGGACACAACUCUUUUAUCGGAGAACUACCAGCAAGCCUUGGAAAAUUAUCUAGUUUAGUGAACCUUCUUGCUGCAAAUGCUGGGUUGAGUGGCAGUAUUCCUGGACAGCUGGGUAACUGCAAGAGGUUGAAGCUUUUAGACCUUUCCUACAACUCCUUUUCUGGUCCGUUACCUGAUGGUCUUGCUGGGUUGGAAUCAAUUGAAUCUCUGAUGCUUGAUUCCAAUCAGUUGUCGGGAAUAGUCCCUAGUUGGAUUUCCAACUGGAAGCAAGUGGAAUCUAUUAUGAUGGCAGAGAAUCGCUUUACUGGGUCUGUUCCGCCGCUCAGUCUGCCGAAUCUAAGGUUACUCGACUUGAAUUCCAAUAUGCUUUCUGGCGAGUUGACCUCAGAAAUAUGCAAUGCUGAGUCAAUUUAUAAAUUAUCGCUGUCAAACAACAAUAUCACCGGAAAUAUUGACAACACCUUUAGAAACUGUCAAAAUCUGGCUGAUUUGAUGCUGUCUGAAAACAAUCUGUCGGGUGAGUUACCUGAUUACUUGGGUAAUCUUCCUCUCGUCCUCCUGGAAUUGUCCAAGAACAAAUUUCAUGGACAGAUCCCUGAUCAGCUAUGGGAGUCAAAGUCUCUUAAAGAAAUAAUUCUCAGCAAUAAUUUGCUCUCGGGAAAAAUUUCCCCAGCCCUUGCUAAGGUUCAGACUUUGCAGAGGCUGGAACUAGAUAAUAAUUUUUUUGAGGGGACCAUCCCUGCUUCCAUUGGAGAAUUGCGGAACCUCACCAACCUCUCUCUACAUGGUAAUUAUUUAAUAGGAGAGAUCCCUAUUGAGCUUUUCAACUGCACAGGCCUUGUGUCCUUAGAUCUUGGUUCAAACAACUUUAUGGGUCAUAUUCCAAAGUCAAUUGCUAGACUGAAAUUGCUGGAUAAUUUGGUAUUAGCCCGGAAUAAUUUCUCUGGGCUCAUUCCUGAAGAGAUAUGUUCUGGGUUCCAAAAUUUGCCCUUGCCAGAUUCCGAGUUCAUUCAGCAUUAUGGAAUGCUUGAUCUCUCUUACAACAUGUUUGUAGGUCCAAUUCCUGCAUCAAUCGGGCAGUGCUUUGUUAUUAGGGAGCUGUUGUUACAAAAUAAUGAGCUGAAUGGCAGCAUUCCUUCUGAACUAUCUGGUCUUUCUUACUUGAGCUUGCUUAAUUUGUCUUUCAAUCAUUUAACUGGUCCCCCCAUACCCAAGAUUUUCUCAUUGAGGAAUCUUCAGGGCCUUCUCCUUUCUCAUAACGAGCUUACUGGUCCUAUUCCUGAUAACAUGGGUUCCUUCAUGCCUAGUUUAACUGAGCUGGAUUUGUCAAGGAACUUUCUUGGUGGGUCGCUGCCGGCAUCUGUGUUUAAUAUUGAAAGCCUUACUUAUCUGGAUAUCAGUGCAAAUUCGCUAACUGGAACCAUCCCUUGCCACUUUGCAUCUGCCAGUUCACUUGUUCAUCUAAAUGCAAGCAAUAAUCAAUUUUCUGGUCCUUUGUGUGACUCCCUUUCAAACCUAACCGCUCUCUCCUUUUUAGACAUGCAUAGCAAUGCUUUGACCGGAAUCCUUCCACCCUCUAUAUCGAACCUUGCUGCCUUGACAUACCUAGAUCUUUCUGGUAACAAAUUUGGAAACUAUGUUCCAUGCAACAUAUGUGACAUUGAAGGCCUCUCCUACAUCAAUCUCUCCGCCAACAGAUUUUUGGGAUUUGUUCCUAAGACCUGCACUGAGCGUAGUGGAUCAUGCGUCUUAGCCUCCCCCCCUUCACAAACUAUCAGCCGAGCCCCAGUUUGGGGUUGUAUGAUUGGGGUAAUGGUUAUCCUGUUGAUUCUGUUCAUUUGUGUGGGUAGACAUUUGAUAUUGAAACAUGAAGCAGCUUUGAUCGACAGUAGAAAGAUUGAGCUUGUAUCUGCUGCUGAGCAAUCUGAUGAGCCCAUGUGGAAGAAGUCAAAAGAGCCUUUAAGCAUCAAUAUUGCUACGUUUGAGCAUUCUCUGACCCGGUUGAACCCUAAGGAGAUCUUAUCCGCCACUGACAACUUCAGCAAGACCUAUAUAAUUGGUGAUGGUGGAUUCGGUACAGUUUAUAAGGCAGCCCUUCCAGAAGGCCGAACCAUAGCUGUCAAGCGGCUUAAUGGAGGACACUUUCAUGGUGAUAGAGAAUUCUUAGCAGAGUUGGAGACUAUUGGAAAGGUUCAGCACAAAAACCUGGUUCCAUUAUUUGGAUAUUGUGUUUAUUCUGAGGAAAGGUUUUUGGUGUAUGAAUAUGAUAAUUCAUUUGACACCAUGUUUAUCUCAACCGGUUUUAUAUUAAUGCGAUAUAAUCUCGAUGAAUAUGCUGGUAAUUUUUCAUGA
Messenger RNA from Amaranthus tricolor (Joseph's coat), 2991 nucleotides. RefSeq names its product leucine-rich repeat receptor protein kinase MSP1-like. NCBI's taxonomy places the organism in Eukaryota, Viridiplantae, Streptophyta, Magnoliopsida, Caryophyllales, Amaranthaceae. The record is from RefSeq and is a predicted model, not a curated record. Gene Ontology annotation, cellular component: plasma membrane. Gene Ontology annotation, molecular function: ATP binding; protein binding; protein kinase activity. The coding region runs from base 1 to 2991 and encodes 996 amino acids. Gene Ontology annotation, biological process: hormone-mediated signaling pathway; protein phosphorylation. The transcript has 5 exons.